AUAGACACUAUCCAACACCCCUUCACUCUGCCCUGCCCCCUGCAGUAUGCUGGGAAAGAAAAACAUGGCCGAAGCUCCCAAGGCAGCCAGACUGUUAAAGAGAUUGAAGAGUUUCUAAAUUCAUCUUGUGCAAGUCGCACACAAGUUGGUGUGAACCUGCUGAAGACUAUAGAUGCCAAACAGCAUGUGAUCAAUCAGCUAGUUGCAGUGUUGGAGGAUCUCAAUUCAGUUCCAGGCUCUCAGAGUAUGAACAUGCAUCUCACACAAACAACGAGCCUGUCACCUCAACGUGUGUUCCAGUUCAGUUACUUGAGAAGUCAAACUGGAAUAUUUGUUCCUCACCUUUUGAAGUUUGGGCCCUUGCUACAAAAUAUCAUUGUGGCAAGCUCAAUUACAAAAGCUGUGCAAAUUAUUGGAGCAAAACUGCCCCUCCAGCAACUACCUUUGUUACCUGAAUCUGAAAAGCUAUCACCUGGCAAAAUCUCAUCAGAACAUUCUACAGAGAUGUCGAAGCAGGAAUCGAAAGUGUGUGAAGUGGAAAAUGACAAGUAUUGCAUUCCUCAGGACAUCAUUGCAACAGAAACUCGAAGGAAAGCAGAAGAGAUUCUUACUCAGAAUGUGACCACCUACACAUCUGAGCAGCAGCUUGGAAAUUACCUUAAAGUUCAACACCAGAAACAGACCUCAUUUCAGCUCAUACAUUUUCUAAGAACGAGUAGAAAUAUGGAACAGUCGAGUUUUGCAGGCUCUGAGGAGAGGGCCUUUGUGCUAAUGCAACAAUUGAAAAGCAAAACUGAAACAAAUAUGGAUCAGGAGUUCAUACAAUUACAUAGUACACACAAAAAGCAGUUCAUUUCUGAGAUGAAUAAUUCUGUACCCAUCUUCAAUGUAAAAAAAAGGAGUGCCGGGUCUGUGACCUACAGCUGUAUGAUUGCUACAAUCACUGAGUUGUGGGAUGUUGGGGAUAUUUCCACAGAGGUGAAAAACUCAUUGCAAGAUUCAAUAGCUGAUGAAAUGGCUUCAAAACAAAUGAAGCACCAGUGUGCCCUUGAAGGGGGGAUCAACAGGUCAAUGGAUGGACAAGAGGCAGCAUUAAGAAUACCUGAAUUUCAGAUUAAGAAAUUUGAAGAGAUGCCUGUUGUUGUCACCCAUGUGGUCAGCCCAGGGAACUUCUAUAUACAGCAUAAGGAUAACAACCUACAGAAACUGUCUGAUAUUAUGGCAAAGAAAAACAGUAGGUCCUAUGCUGAAAUAAAUUGCAUCCCAGAUAUUGGUGCUUAUGUAAUGGGAUGGAGCGCUGAGCAAGAGUUGUGGUGCCGUGCCCAGGUGACAAAGAUAUGUGGAAUGAAGAGCGAAAAUCAUCACUUGUGCAGCAGAUUCGAAGGCAUCAGAAACAUUGAAGUGGAGAUCAGGAGAAUUGACUAUGGAGAUUCUACUUGCCUUUCACUUGGGAAUAUCAAAGAGCUUUGUGGGGAAAUUGCUAAAAUACCAGCGCAAGCGCUACAAGUCUCUCUAGCAGAUGUGAAACCAGUGAAUGGAGAGAGCUGGUCCACUGAAGCAGUCAGGUGGUUUAAAGACAAAGUGAACAAGAGGACACUGUAUGCUAGGCUCUAUCCAGAGGGAAGCAGAGUUAUCGUGGAACUCUUUAUGGAGAAGGGGAAAAUUGGGGCUAUGAGGAGAAGUUCUUGCCUGUCUUUGAGACUGGCUCAAAAUGGUCAUGCUAGGCCUGACCGAAUGAGCAGCAUGCAUCUGAAAAGAAGUUAUGCCCAUGUGCAAUCAAGAAAACACUCGGAAUGGGAGAAGUAUCUGAUUUCCUGUUACACUCAGAACAGAAAAUCACACAUCUUGCAAUAUAAGGAAGACAGUUAGACAUCACUGAUUUUUCAUCACUGAUUAGUUUGUUAUAGGUUUGUAGACAAAUUGACAGUUUACUUGAUGCAGAGCUUAAGGUUGUUCCUUGUCUUAUUUUAGAAAUGUUAAAGAUACUUAUUCUCUUAAUACAUUAGAUUUGUCAGUGACCCCAUCAAUUAAGACUGUUGAGUUGUGAUACUUCUAUGUUGGGCCCAUGGUAAUGCAAAGGCUAGAUGACUGCCUGAUAUUUCUCGUUUGUGAUCACAGAGAAUGUUUUGACUGAAUGAAAUUAGUGCAUUUAGACAUUGUAUGUGUACAAAUGCUUAUUUAACCAGAAUGAUGAUGUUUGAGGCAAAUUUGUUGUAGUGCUGUCUAUUUGUGUUAUAGUGUUAUGCAUAAUUCUGAUUUGUGGUCAUAAUUUUCUGCAAAUAAAAAAAUGGCCUAAAACAAAUUAAA
Messenger RNA from Pangasianodon hypophthalmus (striped catfish), 2307 nucleotides. Its product is annotated as tudor domain-containing protein 5. The transcript has 8 exons. Bases 247 to 1869 code for a protein of 540 amino acids. Lineage: Eukaryota; Metazoa; Chordata; Actinopteri; Siluriformes; Pangasiidae. The record is from RefSeq and is a predicted model, not a curated record.